Eruca vesicaria subsp. sativa (arugula) is the source of this 1002-nucleotide messenger RNA. The record is from the annotation of a GenBank genome assembly. Lineage: Eukaryota; Viridiplantae; Streptophyta; Magnoliopsida; Brassicales; Brassicaceae.
AUGGCUACGAUUACUCUGAGGGUUAGAAACUCCAACUUAAUGAAGCAGACGAAGAAGAAGAAUCGCAUUAUCUCUCUCAAAGAGAUAACCAAAGCAUCUUUGGAGACCGCUCUUGUGAAGAAACCUUCCUCCGACAACGUAACCCUAGAAAAAGAAGGUGGAACCAAUUCGUCCUCCUCGUGGGUUAAAUCUCUCUUACUCGGAAGAGGAGCGUACGGUUCGGUUUAUCUAGGUACUAGUAGGAGCAAGACACACCCUACAGGUGAACGAGCCAUCAAAACCGCUAAACUUUCUCACGCUUCUACUCUCAUGGACGAAGGCAGGAUUCUUGUCCGUUUACAAUCUCCUUUCAUUGUCCAUUGCUACGGCGACGAGAUCGCACGCGAGGAGGACUAUUCUAUGCAAUACAAUUUGAUUCUCGAGUAUUGCUCUGGCAGAACCAUUGCCGAUUUGAUUGAGGAUAAUCAUGGGGAGCUGCUUGAGUGUGAGGCCAAAGUCUUCACUAGAGAUGUCUUGUCUGGUCUCACUUACAUCCACGACAGAAACAUCAUUCACUGCGACAUCAAACCCGACAACCUCUUACUCUCUCCUACCGCUCAACGCUUCAGGUCUACAGGCUACUUGACCAAGAUUGGUGAUUUUGGAUUAGCUAUGGAGAAAGGGUCGCUAGAGUAUGGUAACGGAUACGGCCACAAGAGAGGCACCACGCGGUAUAUGGCUCCAGAGCUUAUUGGGCAUGGGGUUUUGGACUUUGGAGAAGAUGUGUGGGCCUUGGGAUGCACAGUCUUGGAGAUGUUAUCAGGAAAAACAGUUUGGGGAGAGUAUGGUGAUCUUGCUUUUGAUGAUUGGGUCAAUCUCAUUGGCCACAGCGAUCGUAUGCCUCAUGUACCGGCUUGGUUGUCUAAAGACGCAUUAGAUUUCUUGAGUAGAUGCUUGGAGAGAGACAUUAACAAGAGGUGGUCUACUCAUUCACUCAAGAACCAUCCCUUUGUUCUGCUAUGA